Molecule: messenger RNA, 788 nt
Organism: Carassius carassius (crucian carp)
Lineage: Eukaryota; Metazoa; Chordata; Actinopteri; Cypriniformes; Cyprinidae
Product: B9 domain-containing protein 1
Exons: 7
Coding region: 148-753 (201 amino acids)
Biological process (GO): cilium assembly
Cellular component (GO): MKS complex
Source: RefSeq, a predicted model, not a curated record
GCAUCGCCUGCCUUACUGAGAGCGUCCAUAGCAGCCAGUGGAUGUUGACACCGGGAAUCCUUUAAUUUACAUCUGAACUGCGAUUUCAAGGCAGCGAGGGUGGUUUGGUGUGAUUUAAAUGUUUUCCAGGUUGUUAAUGGUGUGGAAAUGACCUCAAACAAUCCAGCAGUUUUUCUUCUCAUGGUUAAUGGGCAAAUCGAAGAAGCCGAUUUCCCAGAAUAUGAUGAUCUUUACUGCAAGUAUUGCUUUGUUUAUGGACACGACUGGGCGCCCACAUCAGGCUUGGAAGAGGGAAUUUCUCAAAUAACAUCAAAAGGUGGAGGAUCUCAGAGUUUGGUGUGGAAUUUCCCAUUGGACAUCACAUUCAAAAGCACGAACCCAUUUGGCUGGCCCCAGAUUGUGGUUAGUGUGUAUGGCCCCGACACUUUUGGAAAUGAUGUUGUGAGAGGUUAUGGAGCCGUACACAUCCCGUUUACACCUGGAAAACACACCAAGACCAUUCCUAUGUUUGUUCCCGAAUCUACAUCAAGACUUCAGAGGUUCACAAGCUGGCUGAUGGGACGGCGUCCAGAGUACACAGAUCCCAAGGUUGUUGCUCAAGGAGAGGGAAGAGAAGUUACGAGGGUGCGCUCACAAGGUUUUGUUACACUACAGUUCAACAUUGUGACUAAAGACAUGAAGAAACUGGGUUAUGAAACUACAUCAGAGCAUUCACCUGCUACAGGACUGGCAAGAACAUCACAACAGCUUUAAUAACCACUUUCAGGAUAUAUUUUUUUAAAUCCUAU